Molecule: messenger RNA, 9031 nt
Organism: Anolis sagrei ordinatus
Lineage: Eukaryota; Metazoa; Chordata; Lepidosauria; Squamata; Anolidae
Gene: KIF5C
Product: kinesin family member 5C
Biological process (GO): mitotic cell cycle; microtubule-based movement
Cellular component (GO): microtubule
Molecular function (GO): microtubule motor activity; ATP binding; microtubule binding
Source: RefSeq, a predicted model, not a curated record
UCCUCCUCGUUCUCCUUCUCUCCUCCCCCCUUUUCCCUUCUUCUUCUUCCCCUCCUCCUCUUCCUCCUUCCCUUUCUCCUCCACCCCCUAGUCUCCUUUCCUCUUCCUUCUCCUCCCUCCUUCUCCUCUCUUUCCCUUCCUCCUCCUUUCCUCCUCUUCUUUCCCCCCUUUCGUCCUUCUCUUCCUCGUCCUUCUUCUCUUUCACCUCCAGCCCAUUCUUCCUCCUCUUUCUUCUCCUUCUCUUCCUCGUCCUUCUCUUUCACCUCCACCCCCAUUCUUCCUCCUCCUUUCCUCCUCUUUCUUCCUCCUCAUCCUUACCUCCUCCCAUCCUCCUUCCCCUCUCUUCCUUCUUCUCUUUCUCCUUCUCCUCCCCCUUACCCCCUCCCUCUCUUCCCCCUUCCUUCUCUCUCUUCCUCUUCCUCCUCCUCCUCUUCUUCCUCCUGCUUCUGCUGCCAUGGCGGACCCGGCCGAGUGCAGCAUCAAAGUCAUGUGCCGGUUCCGUCCCCUCAACGAGGCCGAGAUCCUCCGCGGGGACAAAUUCGUCUCCAAAUUCAAAGGCGAGGACACCGUCGUGGUCGGGCAAGGAAAACCCUAUGUCUUCGAUAGAGUGUUACCACCCAAUACAUCCCAGGAACAGGUCUACAAUACUUGUGCCAAGCAGAUUGUUAAAGAUGUCCUCGAGGGCUACAAUGGCACAAUUUUUGCUUAUGGUCAAACAUCUUCAGGAAAAACACAUACCAUGGAGGGGAAGUUGCACGACCCACAGCUAAUGGGGAUAAUUCCAAGAAUUGCACAUGACAUCUUUGAUCACAUCUAUUCCAUGGAUGAAAACCUAGAAUUUCACAUAAAGGUGUCCUAUUUUGAGAUUUACUUGGACAAAAUAAGGGACUUGCUGGAUGUUUCAAAGACAAACCUUGCAGUUCAUGAAGACAAGAACAGAGUCCCAUAUGUCAAGGGUUGUACAGAGAGAUUUGUGUCUAGUCCUGAAGAAGUUAUGGAUGUCAUUGAUGAAGGGAAAACCAAUCGCCAUGUAGCUGUUACAAACAUGAAUGAACACAGUUCUAGAAGUCAUAGUAUUUUCCUAAUUAACAUCAAGCAAGAGAAUGUUGAAACUGAAAAAAAACUCAGUGGAAAGCUUUAUCUGGUAGAUUUGGCUGGGAGUGAAAAGGUCAGCAAAACUGGGGCAGAGGGCUCUGUGCUUGACGAAGCUAAAAAUAUUAACAAGUCAUUGUCUGCUUUGGGCAAUGUGAUCUCGGCAUUGGCAGAAGGAACAAAAACACACGUCCCAUAUCGAGACAGCAAGAUGACCCGAAUUCUUCAGGAUUCUUUAGGUGGGAAUUGUAGAACCACCAUUGUCAUCUGUUGUUCCCCAUCCAUUUUCAAUGAAGCGGAAACCAAAUCUACUCUAAUGUUUGGACAAAGAGCCAAGACUAUUAAGAACACUGUCUCAGUGAACCUUGAAUUGACUGCUGAAGAAUGGAAGAAAAAGUAUGAGAAGGAGAAGGAAAAAAACAAGACACUAAAGAAUGUUAUCCAGCAUCUGGAGAUGGAGCUGAACAGGUGGAGAAAUGGAGAGGCUGUGCCUGAGGAUGAGCAGAUCAGUGCUAAGGACCAAAAGAACUUGGAGCCAUGUGACAACACGCCCAUCAUCGAUAACAUUAUGCCUGUUGUUGCCAGUAUUUCAGUGGAGGAAAAGCGGAAAUUUGAGGAAGAGAUCACCAGUCUCUACAGACAAUUGGAUGAUAAGGAUGAUGAAAUCAAUCAACAGAGUCAGUUGGCUGAGAAACUAAAGCAACAGAUGUUGGAUCAAGAUGAGCUCUUGGCCUCCACAAGAAGGGAUUAUGAGAAGAUCCAAGAGGAACUCACCCGUCUUCAGAUUGAGAAUGAAGCUGCUAAAGAAGAAGUGAAAGAAGUCCUUCAGGCUCUGGAGGAAUUGGCAGUUAAUUAUGACCAGAAGUCACAAGAAGUGGAGGACAAGUUGAGAUCUAAUGAACAGCUGGCAGAGGAACUUGCCCAGAAAACAUCUGCCCUGACCACGACGCAGAGAGAGCUGGGACAACUGCAGGAGCUCAGUAAUCACCAGAAAAAGAGAGCUACUGAAAUUUUGAAUUUAUUGCUUAAGGACCUGGGAGAGAUUGGAGGAAUUAUUGGUACCAAUGAUGUUAAAACGCUAGCGGAUGUGAAUGGAGUGAUUGAAGAGGAGUUUACCAUGGCAAGGCUCUACAUCAGUAAGAUGAAGUCGGAGGUGAAAUCUCUGGUGAACCGUAGCAAGCAACUGGAGAGUGCCCAGAUAGACUGCAAUAGGAAGAUGAAUGCCAGCGAGAGAGAGCUUGCUGGUUGCCAGCUUCUCAUCUCACAGCAUGAAGCCAAGAUCAAGUCUCUCACAGAUUACAUGCAGAAUAUGGAGCAGAAGAGAAGGCAACUGGAGGAGUCACAGGACUCACUUAGUGAAGAGCUGGCCAAACUGCGUGCUCAAGAAAAAAUGCACGAAGUCAGUGUCAAAGAUAAAGAGAAGGAACACUUAACCUUGCUUCAGGAUGCAGAGGAGAUGAAGAAGACAUUGGAACAGCAGAUGGAGAGUCACAGGGAAGCUCACCAGAAGCAGCUGUCUCGGCUGAGAGAUGAGAUUGAGGAGAAGCAGAAAAUGAUUGAUGAAAUCAGAGAUAUGAACCAGAAGCUGCAACUGGAACAAGAAAAACUGAGCUCUGACUAUGAAAAAUUAAAAGUUGAAGACCAAGAACGGGAGAAGAAGCUGGAAAAGCUGAUAUUGCUUAAUGAUAAAAGGGAACAAGCUAGAGAAGAUCUGAAAGGACUGGAAGAAACAGUGGCUAGAGAACUCCAGACUCUCCAUAAUUUACGCAGACUCUUUGUUCAGGACCUCACCACCAGAGUAAAAAAAAGUGUGGAAUUGGACAGUGAUGAUGGUGGUGGAAGUGCUGCUCAGAAGCAGAAAAUCUCCUUUCUGGAAAACAAUCUUGAACAACUUACAAAGGUUCACAAACAGCUGGUUCGUGAUAAUGCAGAUCUUCGCUGUGAGCUUCCUAAGCUGGAGAAACGACUUCGGGCUACAGCAGAGAGAGUCAAAGCCUUGGAGAGUGCAUUGAAGGAAGCCAAAGAAAAUGCCAUGCGGGAUCGGAAGCGAUACCAGCAGGAGGUAGAUCGCAUUAAAGAGGCAGUGAGAGCCAAGAACAUGGCAAGGAGAGCACACUCUGCUCAGAUCGCCAAGCCAAUACGCCCUGGACAUUAUCCAGCAUCUUCUCCAACAGCCAUACAUGCCAUUCGAGGAGGAGGAUAUUAUCACAACAUGAAAUAAAUAUAAGACAGGCCAGGCUCCAUUUCGCAUAUGGAAACUCAUAAUCAGCUCACUAGAUCUUUUCCUCCCUGGAUUGGAUCUGUACAUCUGUUCAUUGUAUGCAUCCUAUAGCCAUCUGCAGUGCACUCGUUUCAGAAUUUUUCAGCUUUGUAGAAUCUCCAUGUGUACAGAAAGUGUGCCUCAAACCCAACUUUUCUUCUAAAACCCUGUACAGUGUAUCUAACACAUGCACCUCGGCUAACAGUAGGAGUCUGCUGCUCAAUCUCUAUCACUGACUGACCAUGUUUGACUAUAUUGUGCCAGCUGGAUUGGGGCAUUGAUCCUGGCACAUAUGCUUCUUUGUUUUGUCAUUCUUCCGAAGGACUCUGUUGCAUCCACACAACACUGGCAUCAGAGAAUGAACCAUUCAACAACCAAGUGCCACCAAAAGCAGUUGAUUGUGUUCCGUCAUGAUUUUCUGGCUUCCUGUAUAAUAUGCAUAUUAUUUUAUAUUUUAGAGGAUCUGUGCAGUUAUAUGGUUUGAAAAAAAAAAACAAUCCAUCUAACAUGCUUUCAAGAAAUAAAAAUCCCCAAAGAUGUGUUUCUAAUAUCUUGAUAAAAUCUUUGGACUUGGUAGAUAUCAAACUCUAGGAAAGUAGAGGAAUUUACUAGUAUAGCUCUAGGUCAGGGAUGGGGAAAGUGUGGCCUGCAGGCAGAUUGCUGCCCCCCAAUUCCCCCUUUUUGCUGCUUCUGUGCCCCCAAAUUCCUUAAAUAUUUUGUAAAAAAUACCUUUGGGAGAAGCGUUGCCCAGAUCAGCCCAAAUCACUACAGGAAUCCACUAAAUAAGCUGAUUUAGCAUUAUCCAUAACUUCAUUUUUUAAGAAGGAGGACAUGAAAACCAGAGGUGACUUCCAAGACAUUUUUUGCUAAUUUUCAAUGAUGAGUAAAAACUGGCCACAGUUGUAGUUGUAGAUCCUAAAGUUUAGCAACCCCAUCGUAAUCAAAUCUCAUAAUGUAGAAUUUGAUCUGUAAUCAUGUUUCCUUUGGUCAGAAAUUCCAAUAACCCUAUAGAAAUGUGGCUCAAAUUAAAAUUAAAGACUAGUUUAAACUCUGUUUGGCCCUUCCCAACUCAAUUUCUUUAUAAUUUCAAAAGAACCCAUUAUAAGCCAGAAAGCUGAGAUAGCAAUAUAUAGUAAUGCAAAAAUGUUCUUGAGGGUGAUCAGCAUUAACAAGUAUACAUGCGUAGUGUGUAGUGCAAAUGGAGAUAAAGAUGGAAGGUGUCUUUCUGUUUGAAAUUGAAAUGUAAAACAAUAUAUGCUGGAACUGAUCAAUAUGCAAGUCUGCCCAGGGAUAGAAUACUUCUAGCUCACUCAACCAAUAGGAAGAUAAAUAGACUUCUUUUAGGUUCUGUCUUCAUGACAGAUAGUGGGUUUUCUUUUCUUUUUAUGGAAAGCAAACAUAACCAGAGAAAAUACAAUAUAUUAUGUAGGCAGGUUUUAAAUCUGCCAUUUAAAUCUGCCUGUUGUGUUUCUGUCAUGUUACACAUAUACAUUUAUUAUGAUGCACAUUAAAAUGUAUGGACCUAAAGAAAAAUGGGUUUUCAAAGGAUAACAUUGAAGUUGACAUUCAUUCAGUCCUGGUUGCUGCUGUGACUAUAUGUAUAUAUAGAUAGAUAUAUUAGUCAAUGGUACAUUUGAGAGCUUCUAAACAUAUUUAGUGGAUUAAGCUUUGACUUCAAUCCAGCAUGGUUUGGCAUAGCAUAUACCUCCACGUGUGGAGCUACCACAAACUACUCUGAGCCAUUGAUCCCCACCAUCAUAGGACCUAAUGCAGAUGUAUUGAAGGCAUGCUGCAUCGCCAGCUAUGCACAGUAGGGAAUGGGGCUGUAAGAGGUGUUUCAGCAGCGACUGGCUAUGCUGCUAUAAAGAGAGUAUCUCAGAGUUUCACUGGGAUAGUCUAGAUCUUGGAACAGCUAAGACACCAUUUCUUUGCAUCUUGCUUAUGGGGCCCAACUAAUCUCUCUUUCCUGCCAGGUAUAGAUUGGGAGUUGCAUCGGUGGAAGGAGUGAAUGCCAGCCAUUAAAAAUAUUAAUCUGAUCCAAAAACUUUGGAAAAACUGGGACCUGUUUCCAGACAUUUUGUUCCAAUGUUGCUUAGAAGCUCUCACUGUAGCAGAGAUAUUCAGGUUUUGUUUAAUUUAUUAAGGGUUGCACUAUGUGUGGGGUUAGGGGUUGACGUUUUUGUUACAUACGUAUUUAAUGAAAGAUUGCUUCUCCUUGUUUAAUUUAUUCUGUUCAGUUUGGGGUUUUCUUUGUAAAUCUUGUUUUUCUUCUUCAUAUACAUGUAUAUGCACUGCCAGUAAACUGAAAUGUGAAUUUGUUCUAUCCAAACCUGGAAUUAAUGUGGCCAGCCUCUUUGUUACACGUGUAAGUGCCAGGAAGCCUCCUGUUAAUCCCGAUUCUACAUCAGGGGGGUCUUAAUUGCCAGUUUCAAUGCUGUAGUAGCUACAAUAAGGCUGCCUGAAAUGAUUUCCGCUAUUUGGGAAUUGUUCCAAAUAGCUGUCUUAACAUCUACGUUGACACCGCAGUAUGAUUUUGUUGUUUAUUUUUGGUUUGCAUUCUGUGGAACAGCGUUUGAGAAACCGUAUGCACUGGGAGCGUUCUACAUAAGGAACUGUCUAAAUAUUGCAUUUAAAACAGCAUGUAACACCAGCCUUACAAAGAAUGAAUCAAACAGUCUGCAUUAUAACAUACAAACUAGGGCGCCAUCUACACUGCCAUAUAAUGCAGUUUCAGAAUGCAGUUUGACUUCAUUGAAUUGCACUGUGUGGCACUGUAGACUCAUCUAAUCCAGUUGAACUGCAUUAUGAAACUGCAUCAUGUGGCAGCAUAGAUGGGGUCUAGGUCUUAAGGGUGAAUGCAUACCAUAUUGUGUAGUGUUUUUUGUUGUAGCUUUUUGUCUGGCUGAGCAGCCAUUGCCUAUUUCUACACUGUUUGGUGUUUCAUCAAAAUAAAAAUUCAGCAGAAUAGAUGCACUCCCCUGAGCAUGUUAUACAUGAGACAGCCUUCACAGGAAUGAAUGGGAAUUGGGUACAGUGAUGGUAUCCUGGUUUGUAAAGUUUGUGGUUUUGCAUACGAGUCUCUGAAGCAGCGUGGGAAGGUUAGCUUUAAUGCCUCUUUAAGGAUAAAUGCCCUGAACAGCUAGUUGCUGAUCAGCCAGUCAGUUCACCUAGCUGGUGUUUGAAGCCUUGGAACUGAGUUUUCCAUCCUGGUUCAGAGAAGACAAGUUUUUCUGUGAAAGGCUCAAAAGGGGUGAUGCAUUACAGUCCACGAAGCUGUAUUUUUAAUAUGUCCACACAUUUUAGUCUUAUUUUGCUGCUAAGAGUCACUUUUUUACAUCCGAGUUACAAAUCUGAUUUCUCAGUUACAGUUUUAGCAUACUUUCAGAGCACUAUUUUUGCAGUAUUUUUGUACACUAAAAUAGAAAUUUCAUCUCUGCUAUACAAUUGACAUUUUGAGGGGUUUUUUUUCCUUGCAUUUUUUAAAUGUUAAAAAUUCCUUCUUUCAUCUUGAAAGGAAAAGUUGCUUAAAACAAGACUUACACCUGUUUUCUGAUGAGUGAAGGUGCCACGCUAGUUAGGGAGAAUUGCUGUGUGACAUUCUUUGGUUUUUCAAAUUGUCAGUUGUCCCCCCCCCCCCUUACUUUCCAAAACAGUUAUCUUCAGGUACACUUUAUAUUGAGUUUUAUAUUUUUUUCCCAUUAGGACAAAAGGUAAGAUCAAAACUAUGUUUGCUAAGGAUGUAUUUUGCCAAGCAAAUGUGAGAGAAUGGACUGUCUUAAAUCUGCUAAACUGGAAUAAUUUAAAAUUUAUUUGUUUAUAAAAAACAUCUGAAUAGUCUUUGUUUGCUGCAUACAUAUCUCAGUGACUAGGGGGAUGUCUACUUGAAAAUGUAGGAAACUAGAAAAUUUACUUAGGAUUAAAAUCUAAAUGAUGAUAAACAUGGCUUUGUGGUUAUGAAAAUACAGUAUGACCUCUGUUUCCAUGGGGGAAUUAUUCCUGAACUUAGUGUGGAAACAGGAAACUAUGGAUAAUGGUGACUCCUUUGAAAUGAUUGACUUAAAGUGGAAGUUAUUAUAGAGUAGCCCUAGAGCAAACUUUUUUGGUUAUAGAACCCUUCAGAAGACAUUUAUUUUCUGUGGAACCCUGAUUCUAUCCCUAACUUGUUUAAUAAUUUUUGAUCAUUUUAUACCAAUACAAAUAAUCUUUCCAAUUUCCUAUAAAACAACUAGUUUUUGAGUAAAUUUAACUCUUGAUAUUCUAUGAAUAAUAUCCCGAUGUCCUAAAUGUCAUUCAUUUCAACAGUUGUACCAGAAAGAAAGAAAAAAAUCCAAAAGAAAUGUGGAAUCAACAUGAAACAUUGACUGUGUAUGAAUCACUCUUGUUCAGAUGGCAAAUAAAAUGGUGACAUGUGAAGCCAGUAACUACAUAUCUGUGUAUUGUCAAAGGCUUUCAUGGCUGGAAUCACUGGGUUGUUGUAGGUUUUUCGGUCUGUAUGGCCAUGUUCUAGAAGCAUUAUCUCCUGACGUUUUGCCUGCAUCUAUGGCAGGCACCCUCAGAGGUUAUGAGGUCCUCACAACGUGCAGCGAUGCUUUCCCCCAAGUGACAGCGAAGGUGAAACUGCAGGCAAUGCAGGUUGUGGGGUGACGGGUUCUUCCACUGCCCCACGGAUUCCUGGUGAAUCCCCCCAUUGUCGCCUGUGUUAGGCAACUUAUCCAGGAUUUGUUAGGUCCUCUAGAGCAACUCUGUGAUAACUUCCAUUGGAAACAUGUCAUAAAAUCACCUGGAAGAUCUAGAAAAUUCUUAGAGAAGGCCUAUUUUGUCAGACGUAGAUAGGUAAAACCUAUAUAUCAGUCCUGUGGGUACUGAGGUCAUACUGUACCACAAAUCCCAAAGUAGCCUUUAAAUUUCAUAUGGCCUCAAAGAAAAGAAACUGUCCCUAUUUUAGAAAGUGCUGUGAGUGUGUGUUCCCCAAGCAAGCUACAUUGAAGCAGAGGUUAUGCAGAUUGUAAUGGACUGUGCCUUUUGCCUUCACACCUCUUUGGGGCAAGAGAAUUCAAAAACACUUUCCAAAUAUAAACUAGCCAUUUACACCACAAUUUUAAAAAUUCUGCCUACAGGAUGAUGUUCUCUCCUGUGUGUUGAAAAUUAGCUUGACUUAAUGCCUUUAUGGAGCUAAACACACACUGAACAACUCUCUGUCUUAAGCACCCUUACACCAUAUCACUCCCAAGUUUGUGUCUUAUUCCUAAAUACUUCUGUGUCUGCCAUUUUUGAAACACUUUUAAUAGUAGAAGAAAGAACAAUAGGAAUUCAGGCAUUCUGUAGAAGUAUACAUGUCUAGUUUGUAAAGUGUGUAAUGUGUACUCCAGAAGUGUACUCUCUGGGAUCGACGUAUCUGUACAGUAGCUUGUUUUAGGGGGAUAAAAAAUGAAACGUGGGUACUUUUCUGAUGGUCACAACCUGGGGAGAAACUGCCACUGUUAGAAAAGAUGUUGUAAUAAAUCAAACUAUAACACCAAACCUGGAACUCCCUUCCCUUUCCCAUAGAUAAGUCUUUUGAUCUUGGUUCUGAAAUACUAUCUAUUAAAAUGUAUGGAUACACUGGCAGACUGCAUGAUGUAUCAUCCAAGAACUGUUAAAGUGGAAAUAAAAUGGAAGUAAACUUUCCAGUGACUAGCA